GGCCACCGAGAAGAAGGAGGAAGCAGGGGUGGCGGCUGCUGCGGCGGUUGCGGCGGGGGCCGGGGUGGGCGCCGCGGUCCGGGCCGGGCAGUGAGGCGCGGGCGGCCGGGCCGGUGGGCUGGGCGGCGGGCCCGGCGGCCGCCCUCGCGCCCUUGCCCGCGCCUGGCGGCCCGAUGUGGCUGCAGCAGCGGCUCAAGGGGCUGCCGGGACUGCUGUCGAGCAGCUGGGCCCGCCGCCUCCUCUGCCUGCUUGGCCUCCUGCUGCUGCUUCUGUGGUUUGGGGGGUCCGGCGCGCGGCGGGCGGCGGGCGGCCUGCACUUGCUGCCCUGGUCCCGCGGUGAGCCGGGCGCCGCCGAGCCGUCUGCCUGCCUGGAGGCGGCCACCCGCGCCUGGCGCGGCCUGCGGGAGCGCGGUGAGGCGGUACCGCUGGGCCCUGGAGUGCCGGCUCUGGUGGCCAACGGCUUCCUGGCCCUGGACGUGGCUGCCAAUCGGCUGUGGGUGACUCCCGGGGAGCGGGAGCCCGCCGUGGCGCCCGACUUUGUGCCCUUCGUGCAGCUGCGCCCGCUGAGCGCGCUGGCUGAAGCUGGAGAGGCGGUGCUGCUGCUGCGGGAGGGGCUUCUGCGCCGCGUGCGUUGCCUGCAGCUGGGGUCCCCAGGUCCUGGCCCCGUGGCCGCCGGCCCCGGGCCCGCCUCCGUCUCUGGCCUUGCCGCGGGGUCCGGCCGCGACUGCGUGCUGCUGCAAGAGGACUUUCUGGCGCACAGGGGCCGACCUCACGUCUACCUGCAGCGCAUCCAGCUCAACAACCCCACGGAGCGCGUGGCCGCGCUGCAGACUGUGGGGCCCACUGCCGGCCCAGCCCCCAAGGCCUUCACCAGUACCCUGGAGAAGGUCGGAGACCAUCAGUUCCUCCUCUACUCAGGCCGGUCCCCGCCUACGCCCACUGGGUUGGUGCACCUGGUGGUGGUGGCCGCCAAGAAGCUGGUGAACCGCCUCCAAGUGGCUCCCAAGACGCAGCUGGAUGAGACGGUGCUGUGGGUGGUGCACGUCUCUGGCCCCAUUAACCCCCAGGUGCUCAAAAGCAAAGCAGCCAAGGAGCUCAAGGCGCUGCAGGACUUGGCACGGAAGGAAAUGCUGGAGCUCUUGGACAUGCCAGCGGCGGAGCUGCUUCAAGACCACCAGCUCCUCUGGGCUCAGCUCUUCAGCCCAGGAGUGGAAAUGAAGAAGAUCACUGACACCCACACGCCGUCUGGCCUCACCGUGAACCUGACACUCUAUUACAUGCUCUCCUGCUCGCCAGCCCCGCUGCUCAGCCCUUCCCUGAGCCACAGGGAGCGAGACCAGAUGGAGUCGACGCUCAACUAUGAAGAUCACUGCUUCAGCGGGCACGCCACCAUGCACGCCGAGAACCUGUGGCCGGGGCGGCUGUCCUCCGUCCAGCAGAUCCUGCAGCUCUCUGACCUGUGGAGGCUGACCCUCCAGAAGCGUGGCUGCAAGGGGCUGGUGAAGGUGGGUGCCCCAGGCAUCCUGCAGGGCAUGGUGCUCAGCUUCGGGGGGCUGCAGUUCACAGAGAACCACCUCCAGUUCCAGGCCGACCCCGACGUGCUGCACAACAGCUAUGCAUUGCAUGGCAUCCGCUACAAGAACGACCAUAUCAACCUGGCCGUGCUGGCGGAUGCCGAGGGCAAGCCCUACCUACACGUGUCCGUGGAGUCCCGUGGCCAGCCUGUCAAGAUCUAUGCCUGCAAGGCAGGCUGCCUGGACGAGCCAGUGGAGCUGACCUCGGCGCCCACGGGCCACACCUUCUCGGUCAUGGUGACACAGCCCAUCACGCCACUGCUCUACAUCUCCACCGACCUCACACACCUGCAGGACCUGCGGCACACGCUGCACCUCAAGGCCAUCCUGGCCCAUGAUGAGCACAUGGCCCAGCAGGACCCCGGGCUGCCCUUCCUCUUCUGGUUCAGCGUGGCCUCCCUAAUCACCCUCUUCCACCUCUUCCUCUUCAAGCUCAUCUACAACGAGUACUGUGGGCCUGGAGCCAAGCCCCUCUUCAGGAGUAAGGUAGGAAGCCGCCAUCUGGUCGAAACCCGAGGCCUUGGCAUUGCUCUCAGCCCUGUGUCUCGGAAGGGGCUAGCCUGGCGAGGGGGGGUGAGGCCUGGGCAGGAAUGGGUGUCCUGAUGCCCUCAGCCCUUGACACCAGAGAGCGCGUGCAAGUGUUUUGAGAGGAGACGACGAGGAAGGGAAAGCUGGAAAUCCAGGUGUGAAUUGAUGGUCUUCUGGCUUUCCAGGGCAGCCCUCCCCUCCUCCCGCAUCAUAAAUCUCAGCAUUUAAAAAUAACUGCAAGCUGGGUGUGGUGGCUUGUGCCUGUAGUCCCAGCUACUUGGGAGGCUGAGAUGGGAGAAUCCCUUGAGCCCAGGAGUUUGAGGCUGCAGUGAACUAUGAUUGUGUCAUUGCACUCUAGCUUGGGCAACAGAGCAAGACCCUGUCUCAAAAAAGCAAAAAACAAAACAAAAAAGCAAAUAAAAGUAAAAAAAAAAAAAAAAAAAAAUAGAGGCAGGGCCUGGUGGCUCAUGCCUAUAAUCUCAACACUUUGGGAGGCCGAGGUGGGAGGAUUCUUUGAGCCCAGUAGUUUGAGACCAGCCUGGGCAGGAUAACGAGGACUUGUCUCUACAAAAAAUUUAAAAAUCAGCCAGGCGUGAUAGUGCACGCUUGUAGUCCCAGCUACUUAGGAGGCUGAGGUGGGAGGAUCACUUGAGCCCAGGAGUUUGAGACUGCAGUGAGCUGUGAUUACACCAUUGCACUCCAUCCCAGGUGACAGAGUGAGACCCUGUCUAAAAAUAAUAAUAAUGAGGCUGGGUGCAGUGGCUCAUGCCUAUAAUCCCAGUACUUUGGGAGGCUGAGGCGGGCAGAUCACCUGAGGUCAGGAGUUCAAGACCAGCCUGGCCAACAUGGUGAAACCCCAUCUGUACUAAAAAUACAAAAAUUAGCUGGGCAUGGUGGUGCAUGCCUGUAAUUCCAGCUACUCGGGAGGCUGAGGCAGGAGAAUUGCUUGAACCCGGGAGACGGAGGUUGCAGUGACCCGAGAUCAUGCCAGUGCACUCCAGCCUGGGUGACAGAGUGAGACUCUGUCUCAAAAAAAUAAAAAUAAAUAAUAAAUAAUAAUAAAAUAAAAAUAACUGCAACAAGCCCCUAGAUUGACUUGAAGCCUCUGUCUGAACUGCUGGCGGGAUCCCCAGCUUCUCCCCAUGUGCCUGUUCAUGGCAUGCAGAGGUCAGCCCCUUGCUCCAGGCCUCAGACCAGAGUGGCCAUCUCGUUAGCAUAGGACACAGGACAGAAGCAUUGCCCUCAAGUUUCCUGAGACAUGUUUGCCCCUGGAAGCGGUGAUUUUGGCCAUCAUUGCUGCAAGACUGUCAUCGGGGCAGCAUCUUAGCAUCAGCAUUGCUGUCGCGGGGUGAGGCUGCCUACUGUGCCCUGCCGCCCGGCCUUCUGUGCUUCCUCAGGAGAAAGACCAGCAGGGAUUCCAGGGGGAGGCCUUUGUUAGCAGUUGUAGAAGAAAAUGUUUCCCAAAGAGCUGAGCUGUUUCCCUUUCUCUUCUCUCCUCCCGUAUCCCCCGUCCUCCCCUCCCCUCCCUUCUCUUCUUUUCUCCUUUAUCUUCUCUUUUUAAA
This is a messenger RNA of Pan troglodytes (chimpanzee), 3664 nucleotides long. RefSeq names its product KIAA2013. The coding region runs from base 174 to 2177 and encodes 667 amino acids. The record is from RefSeq and is a predicted model, not a curated record. NCBI's taxonomy places the organism in Eukaryota, Metazoa, Chordata, Mammalia, Primates, Hominidae. The transcript has 2 exons.